Molecule: messenger RNA, 1513 nt
Organism: Desarmillaria tabescens
Lineage: Eukaryota; Fungi; Basidiomycota; Agaricomycetes; Agaricales; Physalacriaceae
Exons: 6
Coding region: 120-1331 (403 amino acids)
Source: RefSeq, a predicted model, not a curated record
CGCUCUUGCUACCAACGACACCGAGUUACCCCAGGAAAUUCAUCUGCUCUGCUGUCGCCGUCACUGACAACGAGCUCCUCUUUCGCUGCCGCAGCCGCUGAAGUCUGCUUGGAAAUGUCAUGGAUAUUCACGCUCUACUUAAGACCAACUGCGAUAAACUCCUGGAACAGUAUCACGCUAACUUGCGCGAUGUCCGCGCUCUGCAGGAGACGUUGAUCAACGACAUACUGCCUUCUGUAUCCGACGAGCUCCGCCUUGGCGAUUUAGAAACUAGUUGGGCGAAGGAAUGGCUAAACGAUACCUUUUCUAUCUUCCAUCUAUUCAGGAGAAACAACUAUACGAAGUCCUUCGCGCUAGAAGCAGUUCGCAAAAACCUUGUAUGGCGGUUGAGCCAUGUAUGGCCACCGGAUCCAGAUAUAUCGACACGAAUCGCUGCAAGCGUCCAUUUUCUCCCUGACGACGUCACAGAUCCUCUAGGAAGACCUAUCAUCAUGCUCAAAUUCGCCCCAUUCAACUACUGCUUGGACGAGUACGAAGGAGUCGUCUACCGUGCUCUAGAGUGUCUUCGAUGUCACCUGCAAGAAGUCAACAGAAACGAGGUAGAAGGGCGUCCUGCUCUGCAGUACGUCUUGCUUCUCGACCUCAAGGGUCUAUCUAUGCAAAGUAUCAGUUUUGACCUUGUUUCUUGGCUGUUAUCCGACGUCAUACCACGGUUCCCGGGAAUGCUGUCAGCAGUUUUCAUGAUAAACUUCUCAUGGACUCACUCGGGCAUCUGGAGCGUAGCAAAACGUCUUCUCCCGGCCAAUGCACUCUCUCGAGUCUUUUUCCCUAAGCAGGAAGAGCUUAUCAGCUACUUCACACCUUCAGCUUUACCACAAGGCAUUUAUAUGGCUAAUAUACUUCCCGUACACGAGCUAACUACUUUGAUAGAUUAUGGCGGAGUCUUGGAGCCUUUGUCAACUAUCUGUGAUCCCUCACAAAGAAGACAAAUAUUCCCUUCGUCUCAGUCAUUCUCUACCGCGGAAACCACUGAUUUAUCUCCUAUACCCGAGUCAUCGUCCCUUUCUCCGACGUCUAUGAUUAACCCAUUCUUUGGUUAUCCAGUCUCUGUGACGGGGAGAUCUGCAUCCUUGCACCAUGGGCGCCGCCGUAAGCGAGAUCUAGCAAAAACUUUGAUGUUGCUGUUAUGGCUCCGAUGGCGACGGCAAAUCAGGACUUGUUUUUGGCUGGGGAUAUUCGCAUUAGCGGUGAGGUUAUGGUCUCGCCGAUGGCUAUUGCGUUCCCCCAAGGGUCUCGCUCUAUUGCAGGCAUUCUGGUCCUCAUGUAGUUAGUAACCGUCAUAAUCUAUCUUGGCAUGCCAAAAGCCCAUUCAUCCUGCCAUCAUCUAAUUUCGUCUCUUUAUUCCGUAUGACUCUGCAACGGAACUUGGGCGAUCAACGUCGGGCAAGUAAUUAGAAAGUUAUAUUCGUAAGACCUCAUUCCCCGACCCCGAGUAUUGAGUGGUACGUACAAC